Molecule: messenger RNA, 1884 nt
Organism: Drosophila kikkawai
Lineage: Eukaryota; Metazoa; Arthropoda; Insecta; Diptera; Drosophilidae
Gene: Cda4
Product: chitin deacetylase Cda4
Biological process (GO): carbohydrate metabolic process
Cellular component (GO): extracellular region
Molecular function (GO): chitin binding
Source: RefSeq, a predicted model, not a curated record
UUUGCGCGUUGCGGACGUCUCGCUCUCACUCGCCGAUCGAUCUCCCUCUCUCUCUGUCUCUCUCUUCCCGUCGUCUCUCUCGGGAUAAAUAUAAAUAUAUAUAUUUAUAUAGUAAAUAUAGAUUUCGAUCCAGAGAAGCUUUAAGAUGUUCCGGCCGUGUCUGGUGCUGGGCCUGCUACUGGCUAUAGCUGGUGUUAAUGGUCAAGGCAAAGAGAAGGAGGAGUUCCAGUGCCCCUCACACAUAGCCAAUGGCAACUAUGCUGAUCCGGCCACCUGUCGUCGCUUUUACCAGUGCGUUGAUGGUUAUCCCUAUUUGAACCGCUGUCCCUCGGGACUGUUCUUCGAUGAUGUUCAGAAGUUCUGCACCUUCAAGGAUGAGGCCAAGUGCGGUCCUUUGCCAACAACGCCUGCCCCGGCCACAGAAGCACCUGCCGAUACCGCCCAAAGGUGUAACACGGAGAGCUGUGCUUUGCCCUAUUGCUUCUGCUCCAAGGACGGCACACAGAUACCCGGGGAACUGGAGGCCGAAAAGGUUCCCCAAAUCAUUAUGCUGACCUUCGAUGGGGCUGUCAACUUGAAUAACUACGAUCAUUACCAAAAGAUUUUCAAUGGCAAGCGAAAGAAUCCAAAUGGUUGCCUGAUUCGAGGAACUUUCUUCAUGUCGCACGAGUACAGCAACUACCAGCAGAUCCAACAUUUGGGCUACGCUGGACACGAAAUCGGAACGGAGAGCAUCUCGCAACAGCAGGGACUGCAGGACAAGGGCUACGAGGAGUGGGUGGGCGAGAUGAUUGGCAUGCGCGAGAUCCUGCGACACUUUGCCAAUGUGUCCGUCAACGAUGUGGUCGGCAUGCGAGCACCGUUCCUCAAGCCCGGCCGCAACACCCAAUACAAGGUUCUUGAAGACUUUGGUUAUAUCUACGAUAGUUCAAUCACCGUUCCCCCAGUGGCCGUGCCCGUGUGGCCUUAUACCCUCGACUAUAAAAUCUCGCACGAAUGCAAGAGCGGCACCUGCCCGUCGCGCACCUUCCCCGGCGUUUGGGAAGUGCCCUUGAACACCCACUAUGUGGAGGGCUAUGAGGGCGGACACUGUCCGUACUUGGAUCAGUGCGUGUUGCAUAAUCUGGAUGAGGAGGAAGUGCUACAGUGGCUGCAAGAGGAUUUCUCCCGUUACUACGAACAGAAUAAGGCGCCCUACAUGAUGCCCUUCCAUACCAAUUGGUUCCAGACCAAGCCGUUGGAGAAUGGUCUGCACAAGUUCCUGGACUGGGCCCUUGAAUUACCCGACGUCUAUAUCCUGACCGUCACCCAGAUGCUGCAGUACAUGACCGAUCCCAAGGAACUGCGCGACAUUAACCAGAUCGAGGCCUGGAAGUGUGACAAGAGCGUGGCCGUGGCACCAAAGCCGUGCAACAUUUGGCAAACAUGCGCCCUGCCCUUCAAGAUCCCCGAACAGAAUCUGACGGAUACGCGUUAUAUGGAGACAUGCCGGGAGUGCCCCAAUGUCUAUCCCUGGCUGGGUGAUGCAGGCGGCACAGGUAUUCCCGGAAAGGAUAACUACAUAUUUAAUGGCGCACCUGAACAAGAUUCUACAGAGCAGAGUUAAAUCCCUUUUUGUAUACCCUUUCUAAAUAUUUUUUUUAUUUCUGGCCUUGUCUCCCAUUUUUGUUUUGUUGAUUUUUCUUCUGUCCGUAAAUGUGCCAGUCAUGAUGCAAUAAUGAGCAAUUUUUCUAUGUCCAGUUUUCUCAUCCUAAUUUUCACCUUAUAGUUUUCCGCCCCCCCAAAUAGUUCUUAAGCGAAAUUGUGUCAAAUUGUUCUUAGUUUUUAAGCCACAAAGUGUAUGUAAAGAAAAAAAAAAAAAGAAAAGAAAAAUGAAUUUUUUUG